Molecule: messenger RNA, 2024 nt
Organism: Nannospalax galili (Upper Galilee mountains blind mole rat)
Lineage: Eukaryota; Metazoa; Chordata; Mammalia; Rodentia; Spalacidae
Gene: Pdia6
Product: protein disulfide isomerase family A member 6
Exons: 13
Coding region: 103-1425 (440 amino acids)
Biological process (GO): response to endoplasmic reticulum stress
Cellular component (GO): endoplasmic reticulum lumen
Molecular function (GO): protein disulfide isomerase activity; protein-disulfide reductase activity
Source: RefSeq, a predicted model, not a curated record
CCGGCCCGCCCCCGCGCUUGCGGCCCUCUAGAAGCCGAGGGCGGGACGUGGACGCGGUAGAGCUGAGGCGGCGGCGGGGCGGACGGACGUCGGGCUCUCGGCAUGGCUCGCCUGGGGCUCGGUCUGGUGAGCUGUACCUUCUUUCUGGUGGUCAAUGGUUUAUAUUCCUCUAGUGAUGACGUCAUUGAAUUAACUCCAUCAAAUUUCAACAGAGAAGUUAUUCAAAGUAAUAGUUUGUGGCUUGUAGAAUUUUAUGCUCCAUGGUGUGGUCAUUGCCAAAGGUUAACACCAGAAUGGAAAAAAGCAGCAACUGCAUUAAAAGAUGUUGUCAAAGUCGGUGCAGUUGAUGCAGAUAAACAUCAGUCCCUGGGAGGUCAGUAUGGUGUCCAGGGAUUUCCUACUAUCAAGAUUUUUGGAGCUAACAAAAACAAGCCAGAGGAUUACCAGGGUGGCAGAACUGGUGAAGCCAUUGUAGAUGCUGCCCUGAGUGCUCUUCGACAGCUUGUUAAAGAUCGCCUCGGAGGGAAGAGUGGUGGAUAUAGUUCUGGGAAGCAAGGGAGAAGUGAUAGUUCAAGUAAGAAGGAUGUGGUAGAGCUGACUGAUGACAGCUUUGAUAAGCAUGUCCUUGACAGUGAAGAUGUUUGGAUGGUUGAGUUUUAUGCUCCAUGGUGUGGACACUGUAAAAACUUGGAGCCAGAGUGGGCUGCUGCAGCCACAGAGGUAAAAGAACAAACAAAGGGAAAAGUGAAACUGGCAGCCGUGGAUGCCACUGUGAAUCAGGUUCUAGCCAGCCGAUAUGGGAUUAGAGGAUUUCCUACAAUCAAGAUAUUUCAAAAAGGCGAGUCUCCUGUGGAUUAUGAUGGUGGACGGACAAGAUCUGACAUAGUAUCACGGGCUCUUGAUUUGUUUUCUGAUAAUGCCCCACCUCCAGAGCUGCUUGAGAUAAUCAAUGAAGACAUCACCAAGAAGACCUGUGAGGAGCACCAGCUCUGUGUGGUGGCCGUGCUUCCCCACAUCCUGGACACUGGAGCUGCAGGCAGAAAUUCUUAUUUGGAAGUUCUUCUGAAAUUGGCAGACAAAUACAAAAAGAAAAUGUGGGGGUGGCUGUGGGCAGAAGCUGGAGCCCAGUAUGAACUCGAGAAUGCACUUGGGAUUGGGGGAUUUGGGUACCCUGCCAUGGCAGCCAUCAAUGCACGCAAGAUGAAGUUUGCUCUUCUCAAAGGGUCCUUCAGUGAGCAAGGCAUUAAUGAAUUUCUCAGGGAACUGUCCUUUGGGCGUGGCUCCACAGCACCUGUAGGAGGCGGGACCUUUCCUCCCAUCAUUGCCAGAGAGCCCUGGGACGGCAGGGAUGGUGAGCUUCCUGUAGAGGACGACAUUGACCUCAGUGAUGUGGAGCUGGAUGACUUGGAGAAGGACGAGUUGUGAGGCUCACAGCCCAGCCUUCAAAUUUCUUUUCUUGGGAGCAAGCAGAGUUUUCCAGCAAUUAACUGAGUCUACCAGUGGCCUUUUUUUUAGCCAAGUAGCACUUGAGUGGUCAUUUGAAAACACUGCAACAGUGAAGUUCUGCGUCUCAAGAAAACACUGAAAAAUUCUAUGAAUUGUUGUAGCCAGUGAAUUGGAUUGUAUUCUGUCACAUAUUUUGAAGAGAACUGGGCUGUUGAAACAUUUUUCCCUCUCUGACUGCUGCUUAAAUGUUCUUGGAGGCUGUUUCUUAUAUAUAGGGUUUUUAAAAUUUGAUUCCUUCAUUUGAAUAUUAAUGGCUUUUUCCAUUAAAGAAUAAAAUAUUUUGGACAAUGCUGAUAAAUAGUGUCACAUCAUAAGCUCAGAGUCUGAUGUUUAGCCAGAAAUUACUGUGAACUGAUGGCCCUCACAUCUCCCUGUAAAUGGUUUUAAAAUGGAAAAAGCAAGACCUCUGACUAGAAUUCGAUUCCAUGUAGAAAACUGGUUAUCAAGUAAGAACUGCAUUUCAUACCCGUUUGUCUUCAGGUAUCACAGUGGUUAAUUAUUAGGUUCAGGUGUUCUCU